CCUUCCUCUUUCACUGACGAUCUCCACAAAGAUAGCUCUCUCUCUCUCUCUCUCUCUCUCUCUCUCUCUCAAUUCUUAUUAUUUCAUAAGAUUUCUCCCUUUCUUUCUAUCGCCGGCCAAUCUCCUAUCUAAUUGGAGAUCGCUUUCUUUCCCCUUCCUUUCCAGGGAUCUCCCACUUGGCUAUCUCGUUCCGUUUGCGAAGAAAUUGACUGAGUCGUAGCACGACGGGCUGCAGAGAAUGGCUUCUGCAUCUCAUGGGGCUGUUGCGUUUGCUGGGACUUCAGCUUCGGAUCUUCUCCGAAGCUCAACAAACGGUGUUUCUGGUGUCUCUUUAAAAACUUUAGGACGCCUGCCUCUUAAACUGAAGAGAAGGGAUUUUACAGUUUCUGCGAAGAUAAAGAAGGGGAAGAAGCACGAAUAUCCUUGGCCCGAUAACCCCGACCCUGAUGUGAAAGGGGGAGUGCUAACUCAUCUUUCUCAUUUCAAGCCACUCAAAGAGAAGCAAAAGCCAGUCACUCUGGAUUUUGAAAGACCACUUGUCGAACUGGAAAAGAAGAUCAACGAUGUGCGGAAGAUGGCAAAAGACACCGGCCUAGACUUCAGUGACCAGAUCAUCUUAUUAGAGACCAAGUACCAACAGGCUUUAAAAGAUUUAUAUGCACGUCUGACACCUAUUCAGCGGGUUGGCAUUGCUCGGCAUCCUAACAGACCUACUUUCCUUGAUCAUAUCUUUAACAUAACUGAUAAGUUUGUUGAACUCCACGGUGAUCGGGCAGGUUAUGAUGAUCCGGCUAUUGUUACUGGUAUAGGGACUAUAGAUGGUAGAAGAUACAUGUUCAUAGGCCAGCAAAAGGGUAGAAAUACUAAAGAAAAUAUUCAGCGUAAUUUUGGAAUGCCGACUCCCCAUGGUUACAGGAAGGCUCUUCGCAUGAUGUAUUAUGCAGAUCACCAUGGGUUUCCCAUAAUCACUUUCAUAGAUACACCUGGAGCAUAUGCUGACCUUAAAUCAGAGGAACUAGGCCAAGGUGAAGCCAUUGCUCACAAUUUGAGGACCAUGUUUGGACUGAAGGUGCCAAUUGUGUCUAUAGUUAUUGGGGAAGGCGGUUCUGGCGGUGCCCUUGCCAUUGGCUGUGCUAAUAAAUUGCUUAUGCUUGAAAAUGCAGUUUUUUACGUAGCCAGUCCAGAGGCGUGUGCAGCAAUCUUGUGGAAGACUUCUAAAGCUUCUCCUCAGGCUGCUGAGAAAUUGAGAAUAACAGCCAAAGAAUUGUGCAAAUUGCAAGUUGCAGAUGGUGUUAUUCCUGAGCCACUGGGUGGCGCACAUGCAGAUCCAUCUUGGACAUCUCAACAGAUAAAAUUUGCAAUCAACGAAACCAUGGAUGAGCUCACUAAGAUGGAAACCGAAGACCUACUAAAGCAUCGUAUGCUCAAGUACCGAAAAAUUGGUGGUGUCCAGGAAGGAGUUGCUAUUGAUCCUAAGUGGAAAGUCAACAUGAAGAAGAAGGAACAACCAGAUACUAAGAGAAUUCCUGAUGCUGAAUUAGAGGGUGAGGUUGAGAAACUGAAGGAGCAAAUUUUGAAAGCCAAAACAUCCACCACCAAGCCUCCAGAGUCAGAUGUGGAAGCGAUAAUACAGCAAGUAAAAGAUGAGGUUGAUCAAGAAUACUCAGAGGCAGUAAAAGCCAUGGGCUUGAUGGACAAGUUGGUGAAGCUACGGGAGGAAGUUUCAAAAGCAAAUGCAGAAGACCAACUUAUUCAUCCAGUUCUGAAGGAUAAGAUUGAAAAGCUAAAGGAGGAGUUCAAUCAGCGAUUAUCAGCAGCUCCCAAUUAUGAGAGACUUCAGAACAAGCUUGGCAUUUUGAAAAAAUUAUCUCAAGUAAAAUUUCUGGCGGAUCGAAAUAAGAAGGCUGUCACAUUGAAGCAAGAUUUCUCGGCUAAAUUAGAAGAUAUUAUAAACAGCCCCAGUAUAAAGGAAAAAUACGAGACGUUGAAGGCCGAAGUUGAAGGUUCUGGUGUAUCCUCACCAAGGGAUUUGGAUGAUAAGUUGAAAAAGAAAAUCAUUGAGUUUAAGAAAGAGGUUGAGUUGCAGCUUGUUGAUGCUUUGAAGUCAAAGGGCUUAGAGGUUGAGAUUGUUAAAGCAAAGGCACAGGACAAUAUUGGGGAGUCAUCGCUGUCAUUGAUAGAAGAACUAAACAAAGACGUCUACAAGGGAAUUGAAAAUGCCCUAAACUCACCAGGUCUUAAGAGCAAGAUAGAGCUACUGAAAAUGGAGGUUGCCAAGGCAGGAAACAAUCUUGAUUUGACCUUGAAAAAUAGAAUUGUUGCUUUGGAACAACAAAUAAAGCAAAGCCUUGCAGAGACCAUGUCUACUUCUAGCUUAAAAGAGAAGUUUGACAGUAUAACAUCUAAGACUUCCAGCAUGAAUGAAUUUUCUGGAGAAUCCGACGAAGAUCCAGCAGGAGACGGUCUUACCCAUGAUGAGUUGAGAGAGAAAGUUGGUGCAAACCGCACCUAUUCUUAAUUAUAUAUGAUGUAUCUCUCUGUCAGGCUCUGGUGAAUAUGUUGCAGUCUUGAGAUAAGUACAUGAAUGGAGCUGUGAUGGGCCUGUGCCUUCCUUAUGCAAAACUAGGUACCAUAAUUCAUAACCAUCUUUGUUGGAUGCGAGUUCUGGGAUUCAAGGGAACACCGUGGAGAUUCCAUGAGAAUGUGACUGAUAUGUUUCUGUCAUUUCUCAGAGGAAGACCAGUAGGAUGAGCAAAGCAAAAACCAUUUUGUUUGUACUUGGAUUUGAGUAAAGGAGGUUUCCGUUAUCUUUAGUGAUUAAUUUAUCAGCAUCUUGUUUACAUUUCUUUUUUUGUUUUCUUUCUAUUCAGAUUUUUUUAAUGGUCGAUUUUCUCCCUUAAUAGACUUGAAUGAACAGUGUAUAGAUUUCUCGAGUCUCAGGGCCCUAAUAAUAUGAAUAUGUGGUAUUUCAGACUGCUUAUUCGCUA
Messenger RNA from Neltuma alba, 2987 nucleotides. Its product is annotated as acetyl-coenzyme A carboxylase carboxyl transferase subunit alpha, chloroplastic. The coding region runs from base 239 to 2518 and encodes 759 amino acids. Gene Ontology annotation, molecular function: carboxyl- or carbamoyltransferase activity; acetyl-CoA carboxylase activity. The transcript has 12 exons. Lineage: Eukaryota; Viridiplantae; Streptophyta; Magnoliopsida; Fabales; Fabaceae. Gene Ontology annotation, biological process: fatty acid biosynthetic process. The record is from RefSeq and is a predicted model, not a curated record. Gene Ontology annotation, cellular component: acetyl-CoA carboxylase complex.